UAAUAAUUAGUGCAUAGAGAGAAGGUAGAGAUGUGGUAUAUAUGGUUUAUAUCUACACGUAUAUAUACAUCAACAAGUCAUAUGAAUGUAUUAGUGUACAUAUGAUGUACAUUUCGUUGACAGGCAGAUAUCAUAAGGGAAUAUAUUCACUUUAUAUUUAGUAGCAGCGUGUUUCAAGUACGACUCAAUAGCGGCCAACUUUCUAUUGAUUUUUGUCAACUUGAUUUCCUAGCCUAGCUGGAUAUACGUAUAGAAUUUAUGUACGAUUCUGCUCCAGUUGGACUACACACUCAAAUCAACACAACGGCAACGAUGUAAUGCUUUAAAAAAUUGCAUGGCGCUCAGGUGAAGAAGAAACCAUUCAUUUCGACAUAUAUAUUACAAGGCUUUACAAGGUUGUUGUGUUCUCCACUGAGAGUUAAUAAUUUGUCGAGUCAGUUACACACCGUUGGAGCUUCGUGGUUCUAGAGGUUAUUUCACUGUGAAGUUCGUAUAGUAAUGCAUCUAUAAGAUGGAACAAGUUUAUAAUGGGCGUGGGUAUUUAGCACCCAAUGUAUUUGAUUCGAACUUCUUGUAAAGGAUAGUUUUGUAAAAUUUGUUGUUAGACACACAGCGAGUGAAUAGUGUGAUGUAGCCAUAAUUACAUUAAGGAUUGGAGUAACCCUCUCUGUAUUUUUAUUGGAUUUUCGAAUUUUCUAAUCGAUAGUGACAGCUCUAGAAAAAUAUUUUAAGAAGAAAGUGAAUGAUACUAUAAUUAUCCUGGUUUGUGGUUAACUCGUAAAUAGGCCUAUAUUGUCAAUAGCACGUGUUAUAGAGAGAUUUCUUAACCUUUUGUUAUGUAAAUGAAUUAUUGUAUGGCAGUGUUUAAUAGUAUACCAGCAAAUAACAUGAAGAUAGGAAUUACCACGACCGAGGCCAAUAUCCUAGCGUGUUCUCACUCGGUACAUGUGAUCCCUGAUCUCGAGAGGCUUGUUUGGCAUAAUAUGAUCCUUGCAUCCAAUUUAAUUACCAAUUAUAGUGUUUUUAAUUAAGAUUAAUUCGAUUCCAUCGGACUGAUGAUUGCUCGCCUAGCAUUCCCCUUAGGGAUUCUUUUUAUUCUUAUCUGUUUCCAAGAUGCCUCCUCUCGUUUUACAGAUUGUGGGGGUUGGCUAGAGAAGGAUAAGGGGGUAAUCCAUACCCCCAACUUCCCCGCAAGGUUCCCUACGCCCAUUAAGUGUGACUGGGUGAUUCACAAUCCCGACCCCGAGAAAAAAAUCAUCACCUACUUCACUCAAUAUUUUUUGAAGAAUUCUUUCCAUUUGUCCGAAUACGAUGAGUAUAAAAACGAACACGACUAUAAAGGAGUCCAAUAUCUCGGCGAAAUAAACUAUGAAAAUGAGUAUACAUCUCUUGCUACCUACAAACCAUACCUAGUUAUUCGAUUUAAGGUGCACGAAAUUGGAAAAAUGCAUUUACGUGUCGAGGAGUUUUUGAAGGAUGUUUACGGAUUUAACAUAACCUAUGAAAUUGUAGACAACAGUCAAGAUAUACGAGAAACGUGCUCCGCACAUGACUGUUCAUUUCUAGGUCAUUGUGUGGCCAGUUCUAACUAUGAAAAUUAUCGUUGUGAAUGUUUUCCAAAAUUUUUUGGGGAGUAUUGUCAAUACGGACCUUUCUGCGAUCCAGAUAAAGGGAAGAAUAUGUGUGAAAAUAAUGGGAAAUGCAGGUAUUUUAUGGGUAGUUUAGUUAAUAUAUGUGAUUGUCCUCGUGGAUAUACUGGAGACCAUUGUCAAGAGAUAAUACCUGAAGACCAUUCUGCUAACGAUUGUCGGUUAGGGUGUAGCCAUGGAUGUGAAAGAUCAGAAUUUGGAGAUUUUUAUUGUAUAUGUGGUGAUGGAUUCCGUCUGGAUGUAGACAACAUCACUUGUAUUGAAAAAGAAAUGUAUCGGAUAUCGGUUCAGUUGCCUCUGAAGGGUGUGGUAUUUAACACCAUGUUUUUGGACAGAUACAUAUCACGAAACCUCAAUCCAUUUAAGCUGGUCGAGAAAUUGAGAGCUAUGGGAUUACAUACAGCCACGAGGUUAAAAUACGACAGACUCAGUGACAAUGGUGGACAAAAGGAAUUGUUGUUUCAUUUCUUUCUGGAAAUACAGCAGCUCCCUCUAGUCAAUACAACUAUUCAUGAUCUGAUAACUCAUGGUAGAUUUCUGAAUAUCAGUGUCGAUGUGGCCAACAUAAAAUAUAUCAUAGAUCCAGAAAUGAAGUUACUGUUUGUUGAGAACUACGACCAGCGUCCAGCAAUAGAAGAUCAACUACUGACCAUUGCCUGCACAGCACGUGGUUCAUCGGAUAUGACGUUUCAUUGGUAUAAAGAUGGCUACCUUGUCGACGUUAAUUUAAGUGACAGGAAUGCAUGGGUAGUAAGAAUACCUCGUACUAUGAAAGAUAAACAGAUGUCUGUACUUAAUAUAGAUGGCGUUACUGUAUACGACAAAGGUGUAUUUACGUGUAGAAUUGAAGAUUUUGGUCACAGUCAAAAUAAAUCAGUAAUUGUGGACGUCAUAACAUACCCUCAUAUCGAGGUGACCCCUUUAGCAAUGAGUCUGGAAGCCGGGCAACAAGUAGGAUUCAGAUGUGUGACACCCGACGAUACUAGACAGACGUUCCAAUACACUUGGUUUAAAAAUGGCGUUGAAAUAGAGGCUGGCAAUGGUGAAGAGAUCAUCGAAGACCUUCUGCCGGCCGGAAGUCGUUUGCUGGUUAGGCGUGUGACGUCAGACGCUAAUUACACUUGUUAUAUUACCAAUUCUGCAGGCACUAGCAACCUCACAGCUUAUGUUUUUGUUUUACCAGGCAAUCAAACUAACCAGGUUUGUCCGUCUGAAAAAUUUGGAGGAGUGAAAUGGAAGAGCAUGGGAGCCGGCGAUUUUGAUAUUGAAAGAUGCCCAACGGAUACAGGGGAAGUAAUUGUGCUUCGCGAUGCCAGGGAUGGGUAUGCUAGAAGACGGUGUGAUUGUUGGGCGGGAACUUGUAAAUGGGCUGAACCUAAUUUCGCUAAGUGUCAAUCUGGACAUUUAGUUGUUAUAUAUGACAGACUUGAGAAACUACGACUUGGUUAUCAGCAUGAUAAUACAUCAGAUAUAUUUGAUACGCUAUAUAAAUUUAUUAAUAUAGCUAGUAAGAAAAUGUUAGCUGGAGAUGUAGAUGUUAGCUGUUCAAUAUUACAUACAUUUGUUGAGACCCUAUUACAACAUCCGGUACAUGCGCCGACCACGGGCUCUUUUUCUUUUAAGUCUCUGAUAAAUGUGAUGUAUUUAUUGUUACAACAAGCCAUCGAUUCCAAUAUACAGGAACAAAAGGAUCUCUAUGUAGCUCAAAAACUUCUGGAUAUUACAUUUAUGUUGAGUAAAACAACAAUCCCGUCUUUAAAACUAACAUAUGGUGACUUUAUGACCACGCCUACACUAGGGUUUAGCGUCAGCAAUUUAUCUGUUAUACCCGCUUAUAUGAAGCCUACUAUCACCCCUAAUACCUACAAGAUACAGACAUAUUCUGAAGUUCCUGUUAGAGCCCGAUCUAAACGUGAUUAUCCGGUGAAGACGAAUGGCGGUAUCUAUGAUAAAAUUUUAACUAAUGGCAAUUUAUCAUAUCACGCCAGUAUAGUGAAAAAAGAAAAGUUAACCGUGAAAUUUUAUUUUAAACAAAUGUUUUCAUUGAUGAAACGAGACACUUCCAAAAACGAUGCUUAUGUGGCUGUUAGCGAUAUGUUUUCUAUAUAUUUAUUAAAUGAUAUGGAUAGUCUAGAAGAGAGAUUAGAAAUAAACCUUCAACAUAAUAUCAAUCAACAGUAUUUAGUACAGCACAAUGAAACCAGAUGUGUUAAAUGGGUGGGCUACAGGAUGUCCUUGUAUGGCUAUUGGGAUGAAUCAAACUGUGUAACAGUACAUAAGAAUAUAUCAACUACCACAUGUUGGUGUCGUAUACCAGGAACAUUUGCUGUUUUUAUCAAACCGGACGAAACAGGGAAUCAAGAAGUUCUUAUAACAGAUAUAGAUACCGUAUUAUUAGUGGGCUGUAUCCUGUCUUUAUGUGGGCUGUGUGCUACUAUAAUCGUCUAUAUGUUUACUUGGAGACAUCUUGUUGGUAACAUACACUGUAUUCACAUCAACCUGGUUCUAUCAUUAGCUGUUGUUAACAUGCUGUGUUUGAUGUGUCUAGGAAAAUCAAACAUUGAAAGAGUAUGUGUAGCCGGAAAAAUUCUCAUUCAGUUUUUCUACCUGGCGGCAUUUGCGUUUAUAUUUGUGGAAGCUGUACAUAUGUUUGUGUCGGUUCACGGUGGCAACAGAAUAAAGAAGACCUGUAUUAAAUACUUUAUCAUUGGAUGGGGUUUACCAACAGUUGUAAUAGGAGGCGUGGUGAUUGCCAGUGAACGGUUGGGUUAUGAUAAAGAUUGUAUAGACUGGUGUUGGCUAUCAGAAAAUCAUUGGCAUUUUUACAGUUUCAUUAUACCUAUGAUUAUUCUUAUACUGGCCCAGACAGGACUAACAUUUGUGGCUGUUUUAACUGUAUAUAGGUGGAAAGAGGAGUGGCGAUUUGCAGAAAGAAGACAAUAUAUGUGUCAAGGAGGCCAGAUGAUGAUGAUACAAACAUUACUGACAGCUUCCUGCAUCACAGGUUCCAUGAUUCUUCAACAAAAUGGCCAAAUGUAUUCGUACAUUUUUAUUAUUUCUGAUAUAUCGUUGUCAACCAUAUUGUUAUUGUUUCUCUGUGUUUUAAAAAAACAGGUUCCCGCCGCUAUUUUACAUAUAUUUAAACGAACGAGCGACGUUGAUUAUAAACGGAAGUUUUCCACCAGUUCGUUUCGAACCUUUAUGAUGCCAGAGAAGGUAGACGAGAGUAACCAGACAGUAGAAAAGGUUGUCCAGGACCACCAUAACGCUGUUAACAGAAGCACAUAUACAGCAGAGAAGAAAAAACAGCUUCGCUUUCUAUUAGGUAGUUCUGGUAACUAUAGUGACGCGUCAACCACGGGCUCGGGGUCGACUUCUGGUUCAGGCUCUGCCUCAGGGAGUGACGGGCCAAUGAGAUUUAGACCCAGAUACUCUGGUGCUCGUGACAAUGGGGAUAGUGGUUUCUCAGAAGAAACGGGUAGUGACCGUUCAUCUUAUAAAAAUAAUUGUUUAGUAGAGUUACAUCCACUUCCUUCAACGUCAGAAGGGAAGGAAUCCCAUUCUGGUGCCCAUGACAAUUCUGCACAAAGUUAUGUUCUUGCUGAUUUUCCGCAAAAAACUAUGGAAACGUCAGUUGAUCGUGAGUGCAUACUCAAUAAACCCUUAAUUAAAAAUAUUCAAAAACCUACUCAAAGUGAAAAGAAAACAAGAUUUAUUUUUGCAACCGAUGAUACAUCAGUGGACAUGUUUAAAACCACGGAACCGUUGAUAUCAGACAAUUUACGUGUUUGAUUUUAAUUCAAAACAGCAGCAGCCUAAUAUGUUACCAUGACAACAUAUUGAUUAUAUUAUUGUUAUUAUUUAAAUAAACCGGUGUGAUGUUUUAAAGGUCAGGUGGUGAUUUAAGAAUGUUUAUAAAAGUGUGAUAAAACUAGCACUUUGUGAUUGAUAAAGAGGGUGCUAUAGAUUCAAUUAUAUUUUUUGUUGUUGAAUGAACGGAAGAGAUAUGUUUUUGAUAAGUUUUGUUUUUGUGAGUGCCCUAAAAUAAAUAUAAAUGAAUUUUGUGUCGAAUUGAUCUCGAAUACAAACCCGCAAAUAUGUAAAACAAAUAAAAAAAUUGCUCUAAACAAGCUAAGGAGACGUGCAUGUAAAUGAAUACGCAUUUUGGGACAAACCCAGAAUGGCACUGCCAACUUGAUAAUAUUACCGAGAGAAGCCGUUGAUAGUAGCUAAUAAUUCCAUCUUGUAAGCGAUCGCCAAAAGUAUUCCUGGCAUGACGAAAUAGUGAAGUUUGUAAAUAAUAAUAUUGUUUAUAAAGAAAUGAGAGAUUAAUAUCAAUUGUUGUAUUAUUUAUUAAUAAAAUUUCAUAUACAAAGAUUGUGAUAUGGAAUAUAUUGUUAUUGCAGCUUAAAGUUAAUUUAUGUUGAAUAUUUGCUCACUGUUAUACGUUCAUAAUCCUGUUUAUUAUAGGCAUUUACAUAUUAUAGACUAAAGUCAAACCUACACGAUCAAACAAUAUGUCUUCAAUGAAAUUUUUUUUUUUUUUUUUAAUUAUUUGCCAUAAGUGAAAUGUGAUGAAAUGGGGUUUAACGUCCUACUUUUCUGCAUCAACCUAGCUAAUGAAGGUGGUUUUUGUUAUAAGCAUACAUGCACCUCACCCCUAAAAGAACUUUGUAGUUCAAGUACUAAUCAGCAUGACCUAUGAAGCUUGGCAAUUCCAUAUACUGACACGACUUACAUGUAUUUUAUUGUAAGUAAAACCUUCAAUGUGCUUAGCGCUUUAGUGGCAUUGAUUUCAAGGUUUGGAAAAAAUACUGUUAGGCCAUAUCAAUUUUCAUAAUCGUGUCAAUUUAUUUAAAUUCAUUUUGUGAAUCCCCACAAAAACAGACAUUAUUUUCAUAAAUCUAUCAUUUCUCUCACUUUUUCACAAAGGGCUUUUGUACAUGGAUUAAAUAAGUAAAUAAUAUUAAGAGAUAUAUAUUUAUGUGUUGUGAAUCAUAUAAUCUACACGCCACUGGAGAUUUUUUGCUUAUCACAACGAUUCUCUGUAUUUAAGCCACACUUUUAUCGGUUAUUAUGUUGUGGAAAUAAUAAAAUAAUAUCACGAUUUUCUCACAAUUAUCUUCAGAUUUUACUCUGAUAAAAAUUAAAAUAGGUGAAUGCUACCUUUUGUAAGAAAAAAAAAAAAAAAAAACAUGAAAAA
Patella vulgata (common limpet) is the source of this 6852-nucleotide messenger RNA. RefSeq lists its product as uncharacterized. Gene Ontology annotation, molecular function: G protein-coupled receptor activity. The transcript has 30 exons. Lineage: Eukaryota; Metazoa; Mollusca; Gastropoda; Patellidae. Gene Ontology annotation, biological process: G protein-coupled receptor signaling pathway; cell surface receptor signaling pathway. Bases 1056 to 5441 code for a protein of 1461 amino acids. Gene Ontology annotation, cellular component: membrane. The record is from RefSeq and is a predicted model, not a curated record.